AUGAAGAAACAAGCAGAGUUAAUGAGAAGGCUUGGAGAUGGAGAAGAAGGUGGUUAUGAUGCUAUUGUCGUGGGGUCUGGAUAUGGUGGUUCUGUUGCUGCUUGUCGGAUGUCAAUGGCGGGAAUAAAGGUAUGUUUGAUUGAGAAAGGCCGGAGAUGGGAAGCUCAGGAUUUUCCAACUGACAGCUUGAAGAUCAUGUCUGCUGUGAGGAUGGAGAACCAGAACUUAGGUGUCAGCUUUGGCCCAAAAGAUGCUUUAUUCCAGGUACAUGAACAAAAUGAUUCUCUAGCAGCAGUGGCAUGCGGGCUUGGUGGAGGUUCACUUGUGAAUGCAGGAGUGACGGUGCCAACCCCAGUUCGAGCCAGAAGGAAUCCGAAGUGGCCAAAGGAAUGGGAAAGGGAUUGGGAAAAUUGUGAAGCUUCUGCCGCAGCCAUGCUGAGAAUACAAAGUGUUCCUGUCAAGUUUCCUGUUGCCAAAGUCUUGGGAGAAAUAUUAGCCGAUGGACAGAUUGAAAAAAGUUUUGAGACGUCUUCAUUGCAGCUAAGCAUGAAUUUUGGUCUUGAAGAGCCUCAAAGCAAUAUUAAUCCCUGCUUAGCCUGUGGAAACUGUCUUGCUGGAUGUCCUUAUAAUGCCAAAAGUUCUACUGACAAAAACUAUUUAGUUUCGGCAAUCCAGGCAUUAUUUUCUAGCUAUCAUUUAAUUUGUUUAUAUUAA
Messenger RNA from Alnus glutinosa, 714 nucleotides. RefSeq lists its product as uncharacterized. The transcript has 2 exons. The coding region runs from base 1 to 714 and encodes 237 amino acids. The record is from RefSeq and is a predicted model, not a curated record. Gene Ontology annotation, molecular function: oxidoreductase activity, acting on CH-OH group of donors; flavin adenine dinucleotide binding. NCBI's taxonomy places the organism in Eukaryota, Viridiplantae, Streptophyta, Magnoliopsida, Fagales, Betulaceae.